AUGGUUUCGGGAAGAGUAGAGAUCCUGACGCUGGUGCACAGCCGCGUCCAAAGCCCUGCUCUGCAACUUCCUGGCUGUGUGACCUUGGGCCGGUUGCUUCACGUCUCUGCGCUCCGGUUCCCGGGCCCGCGCGCGGCCCCCGAGGAGCAGGCUGAGGCCGGGGCCGAAGCCAAAGCCGAAGCCGAAGCCGAAGCUGAGGCCGAAGCCGAGGCCGAAGCCGAGGCCGAGGCCGAGGCCGAAGCCGAAGCCGAAGCCGAAGCCGAGGCUGAGCUGGAGGAGCUUGCCGAGGCCGAGGCGGAGGAGCCAGCCACGCCGUGGCCCGAAGGCAGGCCCGAGGAACCGGAGAAUGGGGAGAGGGAAGAGGCGCCGGAGGAGGAAGAGAAGGCCCCGGAGGAGGCGCGGAGGAAGAAGGCCCGGCUGCGGAUCGCCCUGCCGCGGUCCAUGCCGCGCCAGGAGGAGGCCCGGGAGGGGCUGGAGGACGAGGCGGGGAGCAAGGAGAGCCAGAGGCGGAGCGCGGGGGCGGGCGCGCUCGGGGAGGGGCCGUCGGAGGUGGUGCUCAAGGUGGACGCGGAGUGGACCGAGGAGGUGCGGAAGCAGCAGGAGCAGCAGCUGCGCUCGGAGCUCCUGGACCAGUACCGCGCCCUGAUGGUGGAGCGCAGCCACUACCAGCGCUACAACAUGUACCUGCAGCGCAAGAUCUUCGAGUCGCUGCGCAAGAAGAAGGGCCUGGACGCGGCCGAGGUGCCCGAGCGCGAGGCGGAGCCCGAGGCCCCCGAGAAGGAGGAGGCGUACCUCAGCUACCUGGCCGUGCUGGAGGAGCUGAGGAAGCAGCAGGCCGACGACCUGGGCUGGUACCACCAGGAGCUGGGCCAGCUGAAGCAGCAGUGCAGGGAGAAGCUGGCCCGGGUGGAGAAGGAGUGGCGGGCCUUCCAGGCGCUCAAGAAGCACGUGGCCAUGCAGGCCAUGGGCAGCGGCUGGAUGCGCGGCGGCCGCCAGGCGGCCCUCCGGGAGGUGGAGCAGAUCCAGGCGCUGGAGGACCGGAAGGAGAAGGAGAUGAGCGCCGUGCGGCUGGAGAACGUGCAGCUGAAGCAGAGCCUGGCGCACUUCGAGACCAGGAUGAGGGCGCAGGAGGACAUGACCCAGGGCCUGCUGCUCAUCGACUUCGAGCAGCUCAAGAUCGAGAACCAGACCUUCAACGAGAAGGUGGAGGAGCGCAACGAGGAGCUCCUGAAGCUGCAGAGCAAGGUGAACGCCAGCGUGCAGAUCAUUACCCACGUGAAGGAGAAGCUGCACUUUGUGGACAUCGAGAACGCAGGCAAGAAGUCCCAGCUUCUGGACGCCGAGGUCCAGGUGGCCCUCAGGCGGGACAUCUUGACCAAGACCAAGAAGGCUCGGGACAGUCUGCGGGCUGACAACAUCAGGCUGAACCAGAAGUGCGGGCUUCUGGGCAAGGAGGCGCUCCUGCGGGACAUGGAAGACAAGGUCCGCAAGACGGCGCUGCUGACCGAGCGCCUGGAGUCGCUGCAGCGCCACCACGCGGGGCUGCUGCUGUCCUGCAGGGGCGUGAGGCAGAAGAUCCGCGAGGCCAAGGCCUUCCUGCCGCCCUGA
Molecule: messenger RNA, 1608 nt
Organism: Miniopterus natalensis
Lineage: Eukaryota; Metazoa; Chordata; Mammalia; Chiroptera; Miniopteridae
Source: RefSeq, a predicted model, not a curated record